Molecule: messenger RNA, 444 nt
Organism: Desarmillaria tabescens
Lineage: Eukaryota; Fungi; Basidiomycota; Agaricomycetes; Agaricales; Physalacriaceae
Exons: 4
Coding region: 1-444 (147 amino acids)
Source: RefSeq, a predicted model, not a curated record
AUGGCUAUGAAACCUACUACAUCGUCUUCUACGACCGCUGACUCCAAGUCGGAGGACUGGGUGGACUGGGUGUAUCGCACCUAUCCCGGCCGCACCCACCAGGAAAUCCUCGAUUUCUAUGUAUCUCAUGUUUCAGGAACGGAGAAGCAGAUCGGCCGCUAUCCUACUCCUAACGAGGUCAUGUACGUCGUUGAUAUCAAUGACAAAGUCAAAAUUGGCAUAUGGCGCGGAGAUCUGGCAGACAUGCGUCAAUACCAUUUCGCCUUUAUCAACCCCGACUCUGGUCGACCGGUUCCAACACCCCGUGGCAUCCAUGUUUAUGGAGUACGGCGUCCAGAUGGAGGUGGGACAGCAGAGGAAUUGAUCUCGAUUGAACGGGCCCUCGGCCUGAAAGUCAAAACCUUCAGCGAAGUCUUCAUGAUACCUGAGGGUACGGAUUGUUGA